GAAGAAGAGCGCUGUUGCUAUGCAACGAUGUUGCAAAGUACACAUCAAGUGCUAGGCACACUGAACAUUAUUAGAGCUAGCCACCCAUAUUAAGCCAGUCUUUCCGCAUUUUGUGGUCCACGUUCAUUGCUCAAGAGUCCAGCCAUGCCUCUUCCAGACACAAUGUACUGUGCCCAGCAAAUCAGCAUCCCUCCAGAGCUGCCAGACAUCCUCAAGAACUUCACUAAGGCAGCCAUCCGUACACAGCCCAAGGACUUGCUGCAAUGGUCUGAGGCAUACUUCAGUGCGCUGUCUAAGGGAGAGUGUCUGCCCGUCAAGGACAGACUGGAGAUGAACGUUGCCACCCAGAAGACAGACACUGGGCUGACUCCAGGUCUACUUAAGACUCUUCAUAAACAGUUGUCCCCCAGGCAGACAUGCAGCAAAGAAGAACUGCAAAAGAAAUGGAAGGGUCUGUGUCUACCCAUGGAUCAGCUGGAGACCCUGCUGUCGCUGGGGAACUUUGGCUCUGACAUCGACUGGAUGGAGUUUUUCGCCCUGGGAUGCAGUGCUCUGGGAGGGACCCUCAUGAGUUCUCUGAAGUUUGCCUGUGAGAUCCUGACAGAGGAUGAGGAGGGCGGUGCUGCGAGGAUUCCGUUCAGCAUCUUUGUCAAACUCUACACCUACCUGGCUCACCUGGACGGGGACAUGCCACAGGACCACAUUGACUUGUUCCUAAGGAGCCUGCAGGCACAAGUGGACCUCCAGCGUGGGAUGAUAAAACCUCUGGACUUUAUCCAUCGGGAUGAUAUGAACUCAACUCCUCCUGAUUCAUCAAACUUUGCCAGAGCAUCAUCAAGAUCUGAAUAAGAUCUGAUGAAAAACAGAAAGUAUGUUUAACAGUGAAAGCUGAACCAAGUCCUCAAAGAUCUGUUGUUUUGUUAAUUUGGGUGCAGCAUGCGUUUGUGUGACAAAAGAGGCUGGAAACGCCUGCCACUACACUCAUGUGCUAAAAACAUGGAUUAUGUCAUUUACAUUACCCAUACUUUCCUUAAGGGACGUCUACAGUGUGGACUUGAGUUACAACUCACCAUUAUGUUCAAGCUGAGGUGGAGGGAACCAGCAGAAACCUUCAGGGCUGCCUAUGAUCGGCACAUGUCACUCAAGCAACGCCCCCAAAGCAUUUGUCUCUUUAAGCCUCAUUAUCUUCUUAAUGGAACAAUGAUCUCACAAUCCCUACUGUGACACACUUGGGCAGAUGUAAAAUUAAUUAUUGAGACAUGAAAAAAGAAGAAUUACUUUGUAUUUCAACAGAGAGGUUGGAUGAGUUUUCCACUAUUUCAACACAGUUUGGAAUGUGUUGGAGCCAUUAACCAUUAGAGAAACUGCAUUGACUUCACCACUCUACCUAAUUACAGUGAUAAUAUGUGUGUGUAAAAGCGGCCUCAUUUACUUACAGUAUAGUUUAUCUAUUUAAUGUUUUUGUGUAUUUAUUAUUAAGACUGAUAUUGUCUCGGUCUAACAGCAUUUAUGGAAUAUAAUUUAACAAUACAUAAAGUUGAUUUGUCCAGGUUGUAGUUGUUCUUACACACAUGAACACACAUCA
Molecule: messenger RNA, 1585 nt
Organism: Centropristis striata (black sea bass)
Lineage: Eukaryota; Metazoa; Chordata; Actinopteri; Perciformes; Serranidae
Gene: ropn1l
Product: rhophilin associated tail protein 1-like
Exons: 6
Coding region: 145-849 (234 amino acids)
Source: RefSeq, a predicted model, not a curated record